Magallana angulata is the source of this 2629-nucleotide messenger RNA. Its product is annotated as potassium voltage-gated channel subfamily C member 3-like. The transcript is spliced from 4 exons. Gene Ontology annotation, cellular component: voltage-gated potassium channel complex; membrane. Gene Ontology annotation, biological process: potassium ion transmembrane transport; protein homooligomerization. Gene Ontology annotation, molecular function: voltage-gated potassium channel activity; protein binding. The coding region runs from base 290 to 1636 and encodes 448 amino acids. Lineage: Eukaryota; Metazoa; Mollusca; Bivalvia; Ostreida; Ostreidae. The record is from RefSeq and is a predicted model, not a curated record.
AUUGCUUUAGGUCGAUACACUUACACAGUUGUGGAUCAGUAAUGUUUGUAUACUAGCGACUUACCAAUAGAUUGCAAUUACGUUAUCGAUGCUAGCUUAUAUUCCAUGGAUGUUUGUUCGGAAAAAAUACGUUUCUUACUGGUUUGAACCGUCGUGUGUAUGGCCAGGGAAUAUCGGUUAUUCCACAGACUCGCUUUGCUAACGAAACGCUCUGAUUGUCUUCAGAUGCUGGAAGACAGACCAGUUCAAAGACAGCGCUGAAGCUAUCAUCUGGUUCCUGUAAAGGAAUAUGACACAAAGUGGAAGUCGGGUCAAAUUUAACAUCAGAGGAAGGACAUUCGAGACGUUUGCGUCGACUUUGAAAGCUGUAUCGGACUCUAAGCUGGCUCGGCUGACCCCGGAGCACGAGUCGUACGACGACAAGAACCAGGAGUACUUCUUUGACAGAGACCCCGACCUCUUCAAUGUGAUUCUGAACCUACUGGUCACCGGGAACCUGCACGUUCCCCGACAGGUGUGCGGGGCCUUGCUCCGGGAGGAGCUGUCGUUCUGGGAGAUAGGGAAUGGAAACGUCAGCAAGUGCUGCUGGAGACAGUACUUCCAGCAUGAGGACGACAUGUCAGUGUUAAAGGACUUGAUUGAUAAUGAAGACAGUAAUAGCACUUGGAUAGAAGGCGAGACGCUCAAAGAACGAAUUUGGCUUGUUUUGAAUAGCCCAGGUUCUUCAAAGUUUGCAAAGACUUGGUAUAUAUUAUAUCUGUGCGUUGUGUUCAUCAGCAUCGUUGUUUUCUGUAUCUGGAACAUCGAGGGUCUCCGCACGGAGCUCUAUGUGUCCGACUUCAUCACUCAUCACUACCCCGACAUCCAUCUCUCGGGCAACGACAAGCUGACCACACUCAUCCUCACAGACCCCGUGCCUGCUCUGUUCGCCCUGGAGACGGGCUGUCUUGUAUUCUUUAUGGUUGAGUGGACCCUAGGUCUGGUCGUGUGUCCGAGGAAGAGAGACUACCUCACAUCAUGGACUCACGUCGUCAGCUUUGUUCUCGUCUUUGCAAUGCUGAUGAAUUUCUUGAUGGAGUUCUUCAAGUCUGUCUUGGCUGAGAACGAAGUGGCAAGGUGGCUGUAUUUCAUUUUUAAAGCCAUAAGCAUGGUACGGCUGCUCCUCUUUAUUCGUGUCGCACGCCGGUUUAGCGCAUUACGAGUACUGCUUCUCGCCAUAAAAAACAGUCUCCUAGAACUAUUACUGAUGGCCAUUACUUUUUGUCUCGGGAUGGUGUUCUUCGCAACGUUAAUCUUUUACGCUGAAAUAACGAACGUUGAAUCAUUUUCAAACAUUUUCAUAUCCAUGUGGUGGGCUAUUAUCACCAUGACAACCGUUGGGUAUGGAGACAUACACCCCAGCUCCGUCGCUGGAUACAUUGUCGGUGUGUUCUGUGCGUUGUCAGGUCUCCUGCUUCUGGCAAUGCCGGUUGCAAUUAUUGCGUCCAACUUUUCUGAGUACUACAGCCAAAAUAAUUUUUACCAACGUUAUCUGAGACUUCAGAAAGAAAACAGAAAUAAGGAAACUUGUGAAAUGAAUAAAAUCCACCCACACAAAGAAGCUAAGUUUGAUGGUUUGAGCUGGCCCGCGGAUUAAGCUGGACUGAGAUGUAAAUUGUUGGUAGUGACGUCACAUCCUUUUUCCUGAAAGCAUGACACGCUGCUGUUCGGGCGAACAUUGCUUUUGAGGAUUGGAAACAUUUGCUAUAGAUCUAGAUGAUUUUAAUUUUUAAUUGUAUUUUAAUGGCUUUAUUAAAACGGCAAAUAAAUCAAACUUAUUCAACUAAGUCCAAAAGUGGUUUUUAAUUAUUCAUACUCAUAAACAUACAGUGUAUGAUGUUCGUUACAGUUAAUUGGUGACCAUUGUAGAUUGUCAAUACAUAUUGCACUGUUGUGAAGCGCAAGUUAAGAAGAAAAUAAACAUGAUACAUUACACAUGCACAUAUUUUAAAAAACCUUCAAAGAUUAUUAAAAUUAAAUGUUACCAGAGUGAUUUUAUAAAAACAAACUCCAAAACCUCAGGGCCAGGUGAUCACAGUACAGGUAAGUUGACACAAGUUGAUUAUUUAUAUACUAUAGGGAGAUUAGCUCAUAUAAACUAAACGAAAUGAUCCCGUUAUAAGUUUAUGAACUUAAAAACAUUACAAAAAUCGUUAUCAUUUAUCAUAGUUUUAUAUUCAUUUGUAAUUUUCUUUCCAUCCUGUAUAUACAUAAAGUUUUCACCUGCAAUGUUUUCAAGAUGUGGAAAUAUGUGUCCGCUAAAAUAGAAACAAUAUACGUAGUAAUCUUAUGCAUUCAGAUCAUUCCGAUCAAAAAUGUCGCACAUGCAUAACAAAUCUUCAAAUAAAAAAAAAAUUGAAACCCCAAAAUACAACAAGUAUUUCGACUUUAUAAAUAUUAUUUCGUUUUGCAAACUGUAAAAGGAAAUCUUAAAACUAAUGCAACCAAAGAUAAAUAAUGAAGCAAAUUCUAGAAAUCACAGCACAGAGCCUCUUUGAAAAGGUAGUAACCGUUUCAUUCAAACAACAAUGAAAUGUUAAAAAUUAAAAAAUUUAAUAUUCGCCUUGAAAUAUUUUCUCACAUGCAUACA